AUGGUUUCCACUUCCUCAGUCCUUCCUUUGCACACCCUCUUCGUCACCGCGCUCAAGAAAGUUGCGGGACACAUUUCCUCUUUGCUUUGGCUUCUUCAGGGCGUGUUUGGUAAUAACGCCAGUGGUGACGCUGACGCCGUGUACUACGCUCACCACAUCAACGACAACGUGGCUGACACGGCGGGGCUGGACUCCGGUGCCCAAGCGCAAGUGAAAGGCGACGAUGACAACCCUUUAAAGUUCUUCACCUUCAGGUUGCCUAAAGAGCAGCAGUACAUGAUGGACGCUUACAACUCGUACGACGACCAGCACUGGGAUGUUUUUGUUUCUAGCGGCUCUGGUAACGUUGUGGGCACCUGCUACAGCGACGGCGAUGCUCCGCAAAAGGUGUCCAACACCGUGGCGAGAAUGAUCAAGUGCUCGAUCACCGAACCCCUCCAAUAA
This is a messenger RNA of Diutina rugosa, 444 nucleotides long. RefSeq lists its product as uncharacterized. Bases 1 to 444 code for a protein of 147 amino acids. The transcript has 2 exons. The record is from RefSeq and is a predicted model, not a curated record. NCBI's taxonomy places the organism in Eukaryota, Fungi, Ascomycota, Pichiomycetes, Serinales, Debaryomycetaceae.